AUGGAGCGCACACCAAUCCGACACGCCUCUCCUCUUGAUUCCCUCGUUCGCCGCGCAUCUUCUCGCAGAGCAAAAGCUAAAGCACACGCAAAUCUGACUGUAUCGGCACCCUCGACGCCCCCAAGGAUAGACGGCGUGCCAGGAAGCGCACAGCAAUCGCCACUGCUGCACACCCGCUUUCGAACGUCGACGACGACGUUCAACGACUAUGAGACAAUCGCUAGCGAUGCGCGGUCGAUGGCUUCGUGGAGCGCACGCGACGAGGCGUUCCCAGAACGUCGGGCGCCGCACGAGUCCGUCGCGUCUAGCUUCGACUUGGACGACAUCACUGCUCGCUACCGCGACUCCUGGCGCUCGUCCGACAUCAAGCAAGGCGCGCCAUCGCAGCCGCAACCAGUCCCGACCGUCGUCGUAUCUCCAAACGAGGACAAUGAGGUGGCAUAUGCGACGGUGUGCAAUGGGACGCGUGCGGGGCGCGCGCCCUCGCGUGUACAGUCUUCGGGCAACAUCAAUUUCUCCAGGCCAGGCCUUCCCCUUGUAGACAGGUCAGAAGAGCGCAAGCGGGAGGUGCUCAUGAGACACCAACAUCCAUCGCCUUCCGCCCCUCACGGGCUCAAGCAGGCUACGGACGUCCCUGGCGCGCCUGCACGCUCGGCUUCCCCCACAAGCGUGUAUUCCUCGUACUCCUACUACCCAUUGGACGCCGUAGGACAUCCUCCGGCAUCCGGUGCGUCCUCAACGCUCGGCCCGACACCGUACGCGCCCGCACAAUCACAUCAACUGUCUGUUGCGUCCGCACAACCGCAACGUCCACCCGUUGUCGCUGUGCUCGCGCCUCCGCCCGCCGCGCCUCCGCCGAAGCCUACGACAGCGCAGGAAUACCUGCAGCUGGGUAUCAAGCACCACGAAGAGAACCGGUUAGUAGAGUCCGCCGCGUGUUUUGAGAAGAGCGCGACGGCGGGCGGCGGAUGCAACGUAGGGAUGCUCAUGUGGGGGCUCGCGCAGCGGCAUGGCUGGGGCUGCGAGAAGAGCGAGCGCGCAGGGUUCCGCUGGCUGCGACGCGCAGCAGAGGCGGCCAUGGUCGAUUUGGAGGGGUCUAGGCAGGGCAUCAACAUCGGUGCUGUGAAGUCUGAGUUAGUUAUCGCGGUUUAUGAAGUGGGUCAAAGCUUUUAUCGAGGGUGGGGCGUGGAGAAGGAUAAGAAGAUGGGGGUGAGCUAUUUCCGCUUGGCGGCGCGCAUGGGAGAUCCGGAUGCUCAGCAGGAACUCGCUUUUUGUCUCGCCAAUGGGAAGGGGUGUAAGAAGGAUAUGCGAGAGGCAGCACAAUGGUACCGGGCAGCUGUCGCGCAAGGCGCGAGUGACAUUGGCCUCGCCUGGAUAUACAAGGAUAAAUACCAAUAA
This is a messenger RNA of Sparassis crispa, 1398 nucleotides long. RefSeq lists its product as hypothetical. The transcript is spliced from 4 exons. The record is from RefSeq and is a predicted model, not a curated record. Bases 1 to 1398 code for a protein of 465 amino acids. NCBI's taxonomy places the organism in Eukaryota, Fungi, Basidiomycota, Agaricomycetes, Polyporales, Sparassidaceae. Gene Ontology annotation, molecular function: protein binding.